AUGCAAUUGGCCCAGAAAACUGUUAAGGAAGCUGGAGAUAUGCAAAGGGUUGGAGGAGCAACAAGAGCUGGAAAUGUGCAAAGUAACGUUAUGGAGCAAGACACUGUAACAACAACAACACCCAUUGAGCCAACCGCACCAUUUCCUCCUAUUGGUCGGAAGAAAAGAAGAGCUAAUACAAAUGCUAUUAGAAAGAGGUUUGAGGUAUGGGACCACUUUAACCUUAUUCCUAAUAGUGAUCCCGCUAUUGCGGCAUGUAAGUAUUGUCAUCAAAAGUACAUGUGUGACUCUAAGAAACAUGGAACGUCAAACUUAAAGAGUCAUAUGAAAUCAUGCCCUAAGUAUCCGUUGAACCUCUCAACCGACCCUACCCAAACUAUGUUGACAUAUUCAACAACUCAGGGAGGUGUUUUGGUUCCAACAUCUUCUAGGUUUGAUCCUUUAGGUUGUAGAAAUGGGUUGGCUUACUUUAUCAUUUUAGAUGAGAAGCCAUUUAUUACAGUUGAAGGAGAGGGAUUCGAGUACUUUUGUAACCAAAUGCAACCCCAAUUUACUAUACCAUCAAGGAGAACCAUAGCUAGGGAUUGUUUUCAGAUAUAUCUUGAUGAGAAAGUGAGGUUGAGAGUGUUAUUCAAGUCUGAUUGUAGUAGGGUGGCAAUUACAACAGAUUGUUGGACAUCCGUUCAAAAUCUUAACUACUUAACCCUCACUACCCAUUUUAUAGAUAGUGAUUGGAAAUAUCAAAAAAGGAUAAUUAGCUUUACGGUUAUCCCAAAUCACCGAGGUAAAACAGUUGGUAAGAAGGUUAAGGAUGUGUUGAAGGAGUGGGGGCUGAGAAACGUUUCAACUAUCACGGUGGAUAACGCAUCAUCAAAUGAUGUUGCUGUUAAGUAUUUGGAGCAUAAAAUCAUAAACAUGAAUGAACUUUUGUUGGAUGGAUUUGGAUUUCACAUGAGGUGUUGUGCUCAUAUAUUGAAUUUGGUCGUGAGAGAUGGAUUAAAAGUAGCUAGCACCUUAAUUUCAAAUGUUAGAAAUGUAAUUAGGUCUGUAAGAUCUUCACCCCAUAGAGCUUUAAAUUUCAAUAAAUGUGUGGGUUAUGUCGGGAUUACAUGCAAGAAGUCGAUAUGUCUCGAUGUUUCAACUCGAUGGAACUCAACAGAUUUGAUGUUAGAGGCGGCUGAGAAGUUUAAAACUGCUUUUGAUAAGCUAGAAGAUAUGGAUGAAGACUAUAGGGACUUCUUUGACGGUGGAUUUAAUGAAAUUUCAGUUGGGAGUGGAGCUUCGUUAUCCUCUUCAACUCAACCACAACCUUCUGGUUGUGCGUGA
Vicia villosa (hairy vetch) is the source of this 1326-nucleotide messenger RNA. Its product is annotated as zinc finger BED domain-containing protein RICESLEEPER 2-like. The transcript is spliced from 4 exons. Bases 1 to 1326 code for a protein of 441 amino acids. The record is from RefSeq and is a predicted model, not a curated record. Gene Ontology annotation, molecular function: DNA binding. NCBI's taxonomy places the organism in Eukaryota, Viridiplantae, Streptophyta, Magnoliopsida, Fabales, Fabaceae.